This is a messenger RNA of Peronospora matthiolae, 159 nucleotides long. The record is from the annotation of a GenBank genome assembly. NCBI's taxonomy places the organism in Eukaryota, Oomycota, Peronosporomycetes, Peronosporales, Peronosporaceae.
AUGUGCCGCGUUGUACUGCUCAACCAGACCCAGUACGUCGAUCAUCAGCUGGGAGCGGGGCUCCCAAGUAUCCCAGGACGGGGGAUAGCCGCGCCACCGGACGAGAUAACUCGUCCGACGUCCGUUCACGUCGCGGCGGUUCAACAGCUGCUCGACUAG